This is a messenger RNA of Corylus avellana, 1275 nucleotides long. It is a transcript of the gene PEX7, whose product is annotated as peroxin 7. Gene Ontology annotation, biological process: protein import into peroxisome matrix. Lineage: Eukaryota; Viridiplantae; Streptophyta; Magnoliopsida; Fagales; Betulaceae. The record is from RefSeq and is a predicted model, not a curated record. Gene Ontology annotation, molecular function: protein binding. Gene Ontology annotation, cellular component: cytosol; peroxisomal matrix.
CCAAUUUCGCAGUCCAACCAAGCAGAUAAGCAAGCUCCCGGGGAUCACUUCCCAAACCCCAAAAUCCACCGCCACCGCCAACCCCCACCAUGCCUGUCUUCAAAACCCCAUUCAACGGCUACUCUGUGAAGUUCAGCCCCUUCUACGAGUCCCGCCUGGCUGUGGCCACCGCCCAGAACUUCGGCAUCCUGGGCAACGGCCGCAUCCACGUCCUCGACCUUCCCUCCUCCACCUCCCCCCAAAUCUCCGAGCUCGCCUCAUUCGACACCGCCGACGGCGUCUACGACCUUGCCUGGUCCGAGUCCCACGACUCCCUCCUAGUGGCUGCCAUCGCCGACGGCUCGAUCAAAAUCUACGACCUCUCCCUCCCCCCCACCUCCAACCCCAUCCGCUCCUUCCUCGAGCAUUCCCGCGAGGCCCACUCCGCCGACUACAAUCCCGUCCGCCGCGAUUCCUUCCUCUCCGCCUCCUGGGAUGACUCCGUCAAGCUCUGGACCCUCGACCGCCCCACCUCCGUUCGCACCUUCAAGGAGCACGCCUACUGCGUCUACUCCGCCGUAUGGAACCCCCGCCACGCCGACGUCUUCGCCUCCGCCUCCGGCGAUUGCACUCUCCGGGUCUGGGACGUGCGCGAGCCCGGCUCCACUAUGAUCAUCCCCGCCCACGACUUCGAGAUCCUCUCCUGCGAUUGGAACAAGUACGACGACUGCUGCAUCGCGACUGCCUCCGUGGACAAGACCAUCAAGGUCUGGGACGUCAGGAGCUACAGGGUCCCCAUCUCGGUGCUCAGCGGCCACGGCUACGCGGUCAGGAAGGUCAGGUUCUCGCCGCACCGACAGGGCCUCAUGGUGUCCUGCUCCUACGACAUGACCGUGUGCCUGUGGGACUAUAUGCUUGAGGACGCGCUCGUGGGUCGGUACGAUCACCACACGGAGUUCGCGGUCGGGGUCGAUAUGAGCGUGCUUGUGGAGGGGUUGCUCGCGAGCACCGGCUGGGACGAGUUCGUCUAUGUUUGGCAGAACGGAACCGACCCCAGAGCGUUCUAAUUGAGAGGAAAGUCGAACCUUUUUUUUUUUUUAUAUGAAAUUUGUUACAGUUCUUGAUUUAGGUAGUGAAAAGUAAUGUGAUGCUUGUUGGGGGAUGGGUUCUGGGUAUGUUGUUGUUUCAAUUGUGAGAUUCAAUUUGCUGGGGAUGUUGAUGAAUAGCUUCCUGAGUUAUCAAUCCCGUGUAUAUUAGAUUUUAAUAAAACAACAGGUUCAAGUUGUUUGGUGCUUU